AUUUGGGACAGUUUAAUGUAAAAAAAAUCGCUGGAGGGGACAAAACACGCGUAUCUGGCAUUUGUUGUAUUUUCCCGGCAAAAUCGGCUCUUUUGCGUAAAUUCCGUGCUGUGCACCUGUUCUGUGGAUCAUGAAGGGUGUGGUGGUGUUCCUCAUUCUGCUGGCGGUGCGCCUCCUUUCUGUGUUUUUCGUGAAAACCUCCUACGUCCCGGACGAGUUCUGGCAGAGCUUGGAGGUUGCCCAUCGGAUUGUUUAUGGAUAUGGCUACUUAACGUGGGAGUGGACUCAAGGAAUCCGCAGCUAUGUACAUCCCAUCAUCUUUGCGGGCAUUUACAAGGUGCUUUCAAUCUUCGGGGUGGACUGUGUAUUUGCACUGACACUCCUGCCGCGGAUUCUGCAGGCAUUCAUCACGGCGUACGCUGACUGGAGAUUCUUCAAGUGGUGCAAUCAAUCCAAGUGGUCCCUCUUUGUUGUCAUCACGUCGUGGUUCCUGUUCUACACUGGCUCUCGUACCAUUGUCAACACCGUAGAAGCUUCCCUGACCACAAUUGCACUGAGCUUCUUCCCCUGGCACGGUGAGAGUGUUCGUUUCCUGUGGUACGUUGCACUGUUGGCCUUUAUCCGUCCAACUUCGGCUGUCCCGUGGAUUCCCCUGUGCCUUCAUCACAUCCGACACUCGCGCAUCCCCUUCCUGCCGCUCAUCUUCAAGCACUACCUCCCAAUUGGAGUUGUUGUGGGUGCUCUUGGUACGGGAAUUGACUACCUCGGGCAUGGAUCACUCAUCUUCACCCCAUUGCGCUUCUUUAAGCUCAAUGUCCUGCAGAAUAUUGGCUCAUUCUACGGAUCUCAGCCGUGGUAUUGGUACUUUGUGACUGGACUACCUCUUGUCCUUGGCAUUGGCACCCUGCCCUUUUUACUAUCCGUUGCGGAUACAUUCAAAAAUCUCUCUACUGCCGGAUCUCGUCGGAAGAUCCUUCUCAUUUCCAUUGCAACCACCUUGGCUGUCUUUAGCGCCAUCCCACACAAGGAGUUCCGUUUCAUCCUUCCCAUCUUGCCAAUGUGCCUCUACCUCAUUGCUGACUCACUAAGUCGAUGGAGUCGUAAAGCCAGUAGUACCCUCAUUUGGACCGUUGUUGUUGCCCUUCUUGUUGGCAACGCCCUUCCUGCUGGCUAUUUAGGUCUCUACCAUCAGAAGGGAACAACCGAAGUUAUGCCUGUUCUUGCUAAAAUUGCCCGGGAGUACAAAACAGCCGAUGGGGAACGUGCAAACAUCCUCUUCCUCAUGCCAUGCCACUCUACACCCCUCUACAGUCACAUUCACGCCAAUGUGACUCUGCGUUUCCUAACGUGCGAACCCAACUUGACAGACGAUCCGAAUUACGAAGAGGAAGCUGAGACUUUCUACCGCAAUCCCAGCUCAUGGCUGGAUUCUCACGUACCCGCUUAUCCUCUAAGUGAAAUGCCAUCACAUGUGGUGCUCUUUGACUCACUAAAACCCCAAAUUGGGACCUUCCUCAGUAACUACCAUGAGGUUCAAUCAAUUCAUCAUGCCCACUACUUACUAACUGAUCGCAUAGGGAAAAAUGUCCUUGUGUACGAGAGAAAUGACCAAAAGACUGGAAGUACCCAACAGACGAGUCAACAGGCUAAGAAGAAGCCCAAAAAGGAAAUUCCCAGCGAGGAGAACAUCGAUGCUCGCGAUGGGGAAUUGUAAAGUAACAAAAGGUACAAAAGAAAUCAGACAAAAAAUCAUUUUAGAUAAAAAAAAUGUUUUCUAAAAAAUUAAGAUAAAAAGUGCAAAUCAGGGACAAUACUUUGGUAAAAAAAAAAACUUUUAGAAGCAAUUUUUAGAGAGAUUAAAUAAACAAAUUAAUUAAGUAAUAAUUAAAAAAAAGGAGAAAAAUUGAAAGAAAAACAAUAAAGUCAUAAUUAUGAUUAUCCUCUGAAGGAAGAAAAAAAAAUGCCUCCGAGCGCAUUUUAAAAGAUUUGUGUGCAUUACUUUGUCCAUUUAUUUCCCAUGUUUUUUUUUUAAUUCAUUUUCUUUUUGCAUUAAAUAGAGAUUAAUUUAUACUUUUGCGUUUAUCCAACAAAUUUUUUUUCACCACAGUUUUUUAAAAUAUUCUUUUUUUGUUUAUUUUUUUUUAGAUUCACAUUGUCUUAAAUAUUAAACGUCAUUUUUUUAAUAAUAUACUUUUUAAGCCAGAGAUGAGCGUGUGUAGAUUUUUUUAUGCAAAAUAAUUAUUUAGAAAAAAAAAUAAACUUAUGACAACAUUUAAGAUGGACAAAUUUUUGAAGUUUUUUUUAUUUCGUAAAUUGAUGAUUUUCAUUUAAAAUUUGUUUUCUCUAAAUUUAUUAACAUAAAUCAUUAAUCUUCUAAAAAGACAUGAUUUAGCGGAAUUCUUUCUUUGAAUUAAUUGUGCAAUUUUUUCUAUUUUAUAAGAGAGUUUAAAACACUAACUUUUUUUUUACUUUCUUAACUUCAAAAUUUGUCUCCUUUUUUUAGCAUUUUGUUAUUAAACUGCUUUUGAGGGGAUUUAAAGCGAUAGAUCUUCAUCUCUGAUCUACUUAAAGGACUUAAAGUGAAAAUAAAAAAAAAUCUUGAAGCGUGUUCAUAAAACAAAUAGAUAGAUUAAGGUUUCUUGACAUUUUUUUUCUUUUGUAAUUUUCAAACAUGAUUUCAUGUCGACAACGAGUUGCAAAAUAUUAUUAAUUUUUGUUAAAAAUCCCUUGAAAAACAAAAACAAAUAAAUUGGACUUUUAAAUAAA
Lutzomyia longipalpis is the source of this 2766-nucleotide messenger RNA. It is a transcript of the gene PIG-B, whose product is annotated as GPI mannosyltransferase 3. Gene Ontology annotation, cellular component: endoplasmic reticulum membrane. The record is from RefSeq and is a predicted model, not a curated record. Gene Ontology annotation, biological process: GPI anchor biosynthetic process. The coding region runs from base 131 to 1714 and encodes 527 amino acids. Gene Ontology annotation, molecular function: alpha-1,2-mannosyltransferase activity. NCBI's taxonomy places the organism in Eukaryota, Metazoa, Arthropoda, Insecta, Diptera, Psychodidae. The transcript has 4 exons.